Messenger RNA from Nasonia vitripennis (jewel wasp), 4117 nucleotides. RefSeq lists its product as uncharacterized. The record is from RefSeq and is a predicted model, not a curated record. The coding region runs from base 1533 to 3740 and encodes 735 amino acids. The transcript is spliced from 8 exons. Lineage: Eukaryota; Metazoa; Arthropoda; Insecta; Hymenoptera; Pteromalidae.
AAUAAAAAAAGCGCAACUUCAGCGCGCGCGCGCGGCGCAUUCCCUGCGCGUGUAUCGAAAUACAAUACACACAUUUACAUGCAUAUAGGUGAGUCUUGCAGCAGUGUAAAACGACCCAUCGAUUACUGCGUCGAAUGAAUGAAUCAACACUAAUUUAAUGGAUCGUCCGAAACAAUGAUAUACACGCGUGCAUAAGCUGCAAUUUCUCAUUCGACAACCCGUAAUCAAUUCAUUCAUCGAUUCACCAACGCUCGCAAUAAACGAGAUUUGUAUAAUCGUAGGUCGGUGUCUAAAGAUUCUAAUUACGACAGUCUAAUAGACCCUACUCAGACAAAAUUUCACAACGUCGCAUCGCCAGGAUUUAUCGCCAAAACACACACCCUACUCCGCCCAGUUCACGUCCACCCGCGCGAUAAACCUCAGCUCCGAAAAAAAUCACGCCUCGGUCCCUCCCCGAAAGAAGAAAAAAAGAAUCCACGGACAACUCGGUUAUGCAAAAGGCAGCUCGAGCAAGGAAUGCGCCUCCUGCAUCGAGGGCUCUGCCGGCACAAAAUCCUCUCUCUCUCUCUCUCUCUCUCUCUCUCUCUCUCUCUCUCUCUCUCUCUUUCUCUUAGCCGCAAGAGCGCCGUUAGGGGCAUCAUCAUCGUAUGGCAGUGCAGUGGAGCGCUCGGCGGCAUGAUGUCACGCCCGAGACGCGGCGCGGAGAGGAUAGCCGACUCGCUGCACGGAGUCUCGGCGGGAGUCGCCUGCGGCCGUCCGCGCGUGCAACACGACGACUCGGAGUCCGCUUUUAAAAUUCUCCGCGUGAGUGCGGACGUACGUAAGCCAAUACGCUCGUAUAGAGGCGAUCGACUUUCGAAUUUCCCGCCAAUUGCGACUGAUGCAUCGCAGUGUGCUGAUAUAUCCUCGUGUCUUACAGGUACACACAAUACGAUACGAGUUUGGAAUUUCGAAGGCAAAAGACGAUUGCGCGCGAGGCUAGAUCGCCUCGUGCCACUUUGUGUAUAAAGCGCGUGUGUGCAGCUGAUGCAUAUAACUUUUCCUUCGAGCGUGUGUGAUAUUGUUAUACACGCGCGACGAGGAGAAGAAAUUAAGUGCAGCGGUGUGGAUAAGCCGAAGAUUGGCGGACGAUAAGCAGAGAAAAUACAAUCGCAGAGAGAAAGAGAAGAGCGAUGCGUAAUAGCCGAUAACGCAGCCGCCGUAUAUCAGUUAUCACGAAACGCAUCCUCCCGUCGGCAUCCUGUUGCGGCGCAGAAAUUUCCUUCCUCCCACAUCGUCAUCCGUCAGCUCUUUCGACGGCAGCGCACUUUUACACAUCGCCCGAUCAAUCAUCUAAAGCGUAUACACACAGCGGCAGAUGACUAGGAGAGAAAAGAGCACACGACAGAGGAGCCAACUGUACACAUACACACGCUGCCGCUGUCAACAGUCGAUCUGACGAACGGCCGUAUUUGCACGACGGAAUGAUGCAGGACGCAGUCGUCGGCUCGACGCAGUAGUAGCAGUGCCGUUCGCCGUUUACAAGAGUCAAGAUGCAGGAGCUGAACGGAGAGUUCGCGAGCGUCCUGCGCGAUCUCGUAGACUUCCUGGAAUGCCUGAGCGAAGUCGAGCUUCCCGAGGUUCUCCAGGUCACGCACGAGUCUCUGCUGAGCCGCUCGAAGAAUAUUCUCCAGCAAUGUCCGAACGCGCCGGAUUCCCCGGAACCCUAUCUGGACAUGAACGCCGGCAAGAGUCUGCACCUCCUGCGCACGGGGAUGGGCGACGAAGCCGAGCAGCCCCAGGAGUACAUCGCCGCUGACGAGAGCCAGCGCGGCUCGCUGCAGCACUACUACGAGACCUUCCAGGACUUCUCGGGUAACGGCGCAAAUAGUAAGCCGAAAGACUGCGCCAAGACUGAAGCCGACAAGGAGAUGGAUGACGUCGUGCUGCUCUACGCGAGUUUCACGGCUAGUCAGGCCAAGAGUCGAUCCGCCAAGUCCGGCUCGCUGCUGCAUCUCAAGAGGGAGAGGAAGAUGUUCGCGCCGUUCAACGUCUUUCUGCAGGACAGACAGUGCUGGGUGAGUCUGCUCGGUUCACACCUGCUCCUCUUCGCGAACGAGCGCGAGAGUCGUCCCUACCUGGUGAUCCCUCUUCGAGGCUACAAGAGCCGUCCGGCGCCAGGAGCCCUGGCGCGAGAUCCUCGUCGUAGCGAAGGUGCGUUCGAGAUCUACUGUCCGGGCGACAGGACUUUCCAGUUCGUCGCCAAGACUGCCCAGGAGAUGAAGGAGUGGGUGGCCGCCGUUACCGAGAGUCUCGAGCCGGAGGAAUGCGGGGGACGAUCGGCAACGAGGGCCGCCACUUUCGCCGAGAUCCUGGAGCUCGAGUCGACCGAACGCAUGUGCAUCGAGAGGGUCAAGGAGGAGAAGGAGAAGUACCAGGACGUCUUGAAUUCGCCAAAGUCAAAGACCAAAGACAAGCAGCCGAUCGCGAAACCGGUUACUUCGGAAAAGGACAAGGAAAAAUCUUCCGAAAAAGCACUGACUGUGGAAGAGGAAGCUCCGCCACUACCGGUCCGAUCUCGAGAACUACCGGCUCUGCCAGCCCAGGACAGGAUCUCGUACGAGGUUCGCGAGGAGCCCUAUGACGAGGAGGGACUCUACCACAGAAUAGAGGACAUCCGUGCCCAGAGGGAGUACCAGAAUUGUCAGGCACGAUCGAGUAAGAAAAUCGAUGAUUCCAAUGCAGCCAAGAUCGAUCUCAUUCAAGAGACUUACGAUGACGUGGAGACGGUCGCUGUAAAGAGAUCGAGGACUGAAGAGCCCAUGGAAACCUACGACGACGUUCAGAGCGUCAUGAAGAGCCAGGAGGAGCCCAUAUCUUAUGACGACGUACAGAGCAUAGCAGAGGACAUCCGCGCAAAGUCCGAGAAAGAAAAGUCUCCCGCCAAGCCUUUGAAAUCGCCUAUGAAAUUGUCUUUCUUCGAUCGGGUCCGCAAUCGUAAGGAUUCCACGAAGAAGGACGACAAAAAGUCCAAAUCUCCAACCCCUCCUCUAGCCUCUUCACCGCCACCAACGUCACCGACAUCGACCACGAGUAGUAGCGAUAACAAGGCAAACGGAAACCUCGAGCUCCCUAGUUACGAUGAUGUCUCGAAUCUGAUUUCGGUCAACAAAGAGGCUUGCUCUAGUCCCCAAGGGAUGGAGGAAGAAUAUCUCUGCCCACCACCCCCGAGACCGAUUUACUCGAGACCACCGACAAUCAUCAGGUGUGCUAUAACGGAUGAGAUAUACGAUGACAUCGGCUCGUGUAUCGAGGUGAAUGGAAAUGGUUGCCAAGGCUGCGCGGGCGUCGAUGUUAUCAAGAGCUAUCCCGAGAAAAACUGCUCCUUCCUCUCAGACCUCCAGCUGAGCAUCGAUCAGGAGCACUACCAGGUCCCCAAGUCUAACAGCCGCAUAAUUCUGGAUCACCACCAAGACGAACUGUACGACGAUGUCACCCUAUCCGCGACCUUUAAAAAUCGACAGCGCGACUCCGUCACAUCUUGCGCCAGUCCAAGCGUUUGGAGUCGUUUGAGCGGUGGCAGAAGGCCUCGGUUCCUCGACUAUGUCGCUAGACAAACAUCAUUUAGCGAGUCGUCGGGGACGAAUGGAGAUGGACAUGCUGAACACCAGAACAGCGUCAAGGUCAAACCGAUACAGAAGCUCAUCAGCAAGAUGGAGACGCUGGGAAAGACAUCCAAAGCUAACGGUGUUACGAAUUGAUGAGGAGGCUAUUGUUGUUUAGGUAUUUUAGGCUGUAAUUGUGCAUAACUUGCGUUUAAUGAAAUAUUGUGUAUUUAUGAUUGCUUGUUUUUUGCAUACGUUUCAUACCAGUUGUGCUACUAUUUCAUUGAUAUUUUUAUAAAACUUAUGAUUAUUAAUUAUACGUGCGUUAAAAUUGUGUGAUAAACUACAUUAUAUUAAUCUGUUCUUCCAUGAAUUGUAAAGAGCGAAGCAUAAACUUUUGACCAGUAAAAGUUCUCGAGCAGUGAUAGACGACAGUUUUUGUAAAAUUGUAUAGUUUUAUAUAUUGAUUUCGAUACUGUGUACUGCACGCAGCGAUAUUAAACUUUUUAUAAUAAAACCUUCCAUAACAUUUA